Molecule: messenger RNA, 2896 nt
Organism: Conger conger (European conger)
Lineage: Eukaryota; Metazoa; Chordata; Actinopteri; Anguilliformes; Congridae
Gene: crlf3
Product: cytokine receptor-like factor 3
Exons: 9
Coding region: 77-1405 (442 amino acids)
Molecular function (GO): protein binding
Source: RefSeq, a predicted model, not a curated record
CUUCAAUGCAUUUGUAGCGGAGAAAGUCUUGAAAAUACUAUGAGUCUGGACUGACUUCGAGAUAGGAGCCUGGAGGAUGUCGAUUGAGACAGAAGCUCUGCUGCAGGAAGCGAAGGAGAGCAUCGAGGCAGCGCAGAACUACAGGGCUGAGCUGCAGCAACGUCUGCAUGGCCUCAGCCAGGCCCGCAAACAGGUGCGGGGCAGCUCCAGUCAGACGCGGGAGGCCCUGAAGCGGCACUUCCAGGAGCUGCAGGUGAUGGUGACGCGUCUGCUGAGCGAGCGUCUGGCCGGCCUGCUGCAGGAGGUGGACGCCAUCGAGCAGGACAGCGUGCGGCCGCUCGACGACUGCCAGAAGCUCAUCGAGCAGGGCGUCAGCACCGCCGACGAGCUGCUGAAGGAGGGCGAAGCUGCGAUCCGCUGUGGCGUAGCGGGGGAGGAGGACACGCUGGGCAGAUUCACCAAGAAGGCCCUGCAGAUCCAGCUGGACAGUCUCCCGGAGGUGCCGGCGCUGGUGGACGUGCCCUGUCUCUCCGCGCAGCUGGACGACUCCCUGCUGCAGACGGUGCGUGAGCGGGUGGGCAGGCACGGCAGCGUGGCGUCUCACCCCCCCGUGCAGAUCGAGGAGCUGGUGGAGCGGCCCGGGAGCAUGCUGGUGCGCUGGUGCAAGGUGGACGAUGACUUCGCGGUGCAGGACUACCGGCUCCAGUUCCGCCGCAGCCCCUCCUCUCAGUACGAGGACGCGUACAUCGGGAAGGACAAUGAGUACCUGGUGCUGCACCUGGACCCCCACACCGACCACCUGUUCCGCGUGUGCGCCAGGGGGGAGGGGCGCACCGAGUGGAGCCCCUGGAGUGUCCCCCAAACGGGCUACACCACGCUACCACCGCACGAAUGGUGUCCCGGCACAGACGGCUACAUCCUCAGCAGCCGGCGGAACAUCGCCAUGCGCAGUGACUCCGCCCCCUCCCACGCCGGCAUCCUGUACUCCAAAACAGCCACCUACUUCAGCGGGCAGACCCUCACCUUCAAGUUCACGGCGGCUGGACUGGGAGACAGGCGGGACAGCGUGGGGGUGUGUGUGGACAACGAGAGGGGGACUGAGUCCCUGCAGAGGGACAAGGCCGUCUGCAUCUCCACCAACGGCGCCGUGUUUGUGAACGGGAAAGAGAUGACCAAUCAGCUGCCGGCAAUCUCCACGGGCUCCACCGUGACCUUUGACAUGGAAGUCGUCAACCUCUUCCCCGUCAGCAACAGCUUCAGCGACGGCGCCAGCUUCAAGCUGCGGGUGACCAUUGGCUCGGGGAACAGGGAGGUGGUGUUCGAUUGGCUGCUGGAUCAGAGCGUGGACUGCCUGUUCUUCGGCUGCUCCUUCGCGCACCCCAACUGGAAGGUCCUGGUCUUCUAACCCCCACCCCCACCAUCCCCUCCCCGAAAAAAUCCAACGUCGCCUCAACUCACCGGGACGGGAACAAGGAAGCACCAAGGAAGACCACGAGGCAUCAAGAACGCGCUUUUAAAUUACUCCCCCCCUGACGUGAGGGACAAAAGUGUCAGCCAUUUUGUUUACAGAUUUAACUCCACAAAAAAAAAAAACAUUGGUGGGCCCCAGCCCGUUUACCUGAGCCUAUUUGGUAACUGUUAGCAUAGCAUCUGCACGCCUGCAAAACGCUUGCUUUAAAAAAAUUUUUGGUGGGGUGGGAUGGGGUUAUGAAGCUGAGGACCCCCCCGCUCCCCCCUCUCCCCCCCCCCAAGAGCCAUGUUUCCAUAGCAACAGGUUUACACUCCUGGGAAUGAACAACUCUGCUGUUACUCAGUCAGUCAUCUGGGUGGGUCAGUAAGGGAGUGCAGUACUGCUACAGACCUCUAGGGUUAUUUAUAUAGUUUACUUUUUGAAAAAUCUUUUGCUGAGACAAUCUUAACAGUAUUUACAGAUGUUUUAACUUCCUUUCCAACUUUUUACGGCAAAGUACCGUCACAGAACAGGGUCAAACGCGUCACUCUUCAAAUACCCUAAGAUAAUAAAAAAAUACUCCUUUAGCUCACUUAAGAGUUUUCAGUGAAUCUUGGUACUGACCACAGUGUACAAUGAAUGAUUUUUGUGUAAAUGUCUUAAAAUAGUUGGUUAUUUUCAGGACGCUACUGGUGCCUAAAGCGUUCAGUAUUUUAAAUGAAUCUGAUCUAACUUUACUGCUCACUCACUGCCCACUGCCAAGAAUGGGUAUGUGUAUAUCUAGUUCAGGGGGUGCACAACCCAAUCCAUUAUCAAUUUGACUCCAUCCUAUCUUAUCUGAUAUGUGUAUGAUUACCGGCUACAGCUGGAGACUGCAAGUGUAUCCUAAUGAUUUUACUGUGCUCAAGUACAGGCUUGAACCAGGGCAAUUUAUAGAGCUGUCGGCAAAUUAAAAAGGCAAUUGUUGGAACAAAAACCAGUACAGACCGGUCCCAGAGGACUGCAGUUGUGGACCCCUGAUUUAGUCUAACCUGGAGCACAUUAGCACGUCUUUAAAACCCUUGACACACGGUGCGUAUAUACUUGCGGUUAGCUAAAUGCUGUUAUGUUUGGAACGAACAGGGUGGACACAUCUUCGUAGAUGAGUUAUACAUUUGAUCAUCAAAGCUGGAACGUGGAACAGGUACCUUCUCCACCUGGUCCCGCCCCCCCCCCCCCGCCUCUCCUCACAGGUACCUUCUCCACCUGGGACUGGGCCAGUCUGCCAAGACAAAACGUCAAACGUACCAUUCGCACCUUCGCUGGAAAAUGGAUGUAUUUUUACUGAAUGUUCGUUGUAUUGAGAUACUUACCUCACCCUUUGCCUGUGUUCACUAAAAGCAUAUGUUAAUGUGUCUUGAGAGCCACGGAUGUUUGCAUUUCAAUAAAAUUGGUGGCCAAAGUGUC